AGCUAUUACAGAUUUUAAUGUCAGUGUAAAUUAUUUGCAAAAAUUACAGAUUUAUAUUUUUGAAAUUCAAAAGAGAGAUUGCCAAAAGGCAUCGUGAUUUGUUUUUGUCAGUGCCUGACUAGGACGAAAUCCAAUCUCCUGCAACCAGUCCGGCCUGCCAUCUGGGGAUGCCCUACGGCUUGUGCCAAAAACUCAGCGAAACAGUUUCAAAAUUUCAGUUUCUGAAGGGAAAUUAUUGAGGUCCUCGCACCUGUGAAAAUGACGAUUUUGAUGGUGCAGCCACGAUGUAAGGGUUCAGUGAAGCGGAUCAGCUGGCGUCGCUUGCAGAUGCUCCUGCCGCACUCUCUGUCCCUGGAAUCGAUGCCAAAUCCGGUGGACUUGAAGGCUCUGUACCUGAUCCACGAGCGCCUGCAGCAGGAUCUGCUGGGCUGUGAGGCGCUAAUGUCGAUUUUCGCAGCCGCCACCAUGAGCUAUCGCUAUCGGAGCAGGCUGAAACCCUUUCCCCAGCACUGGGCCAGCAUAGAUCAUCUGUGCCACACUCUGAGCGAUGUUCCCCCACUGUGCAUCCUGAACCACGAGCUCAUGCACUGCAAUUACUCGUCCUGCUCCCCCAAUGUGUGCCGCCUGUUGACUGACGUUUUGGUGGAGCAGGGCGAUCGCGUGUCCCUGAGCUCGCUGCGUCCCUGCGAGUUCCCAGAGCUGUACGCCCACCUGGGCAUGCCCGCUCCGCAGCGGGCACCCACGCAGAUCUUUCAGGUGCGAAUGGGGAGGGGAAAUGCCAGGGCUGAGGCCUAUUUCCGUCUCCGCCGGAACCACAUGGAGUCCGUACGACUCGGUUUCUACGGCUGCAAGCUGGAGAAGAUGUACUCGCUGCUGAACGACCAGUACCUGUUGGAUGGCAAGUGCCUCGAGCUGACCAGCAACGUGAACGAGGCCCUGGCUAGGAGCAAGCCCCAGGCCGGCUUGGGUGGCUCCCGGUGUGGCUCCAUCCUGCGUUGCGUGGCCGUGGUGGAGUUCGUGUUCCGCGACAACGAGACCAGUCCGGAUAAGAAGCAUGUCCUAAUCCGGGAGGCGGAAACAAUGCAAAUAUCGUAUCUGAUGCUGUACGGACAGAGUUGCCAGGAGCGCGAGGCCGAGAUGCAAAUGGAGCUGGAGAGGAAGCAGUCGGGCUUGAAAUUGGCCAACUGGAUUGGUGGCUUCGAACAGGGGGCCAUAUCCCUUGGAGUCGGCCUGCUGAUCGUCUCCUCGAUGUCGCAUUAUGGCUUCAACUUCUUCCGACUUCUCGCCCACGCCGGAUUGCAUGUCCUCAAGCGGGGAGUGUUGUGAAAAUUGUCUAAAAUCGUCGAGUUUUAUUGUAUUUUCGUCGCCGUCCCAGUGACCCUGAGAUACUGCAGGGAUUUUUCUUACCAUCUUCAUUUUGCUGUCACUCUGAAGUCGGUAAGAAAACUCCUUGUUGGCAUUUGCAAUGUGCAAAAUGAAAUCGAUUUGUGUCUUA
Molecule: messenger RNA, 1495 nt
Organism: Drosophila kikkawai
Lineage: Eukaryota; Metazoa; Arthropoda; Insecta; Diptera; Drosophilidae
Gene: Parp16
Product: Poly(ADP-ribose) polymerase 16
Biological process (GO): endoplasmic reticulum unfolded protein response
Cellular component (GO): endoplasmic reticulum tubular network; membrane; nuclear envelope
Molecular function (GO): kinase binding; protein serine/threonine kinase activator activity
Source: RefSeq, a predicted model, not a curated record